Molecule: messenger RNA, 1068 nt
Organism: Melopsittacus undulatus (budgerigar)
Lineage: Eukaryota; Metazoa; Chordata; Aves; Psittaciformes; Psittaculidae
Gene: HAO2
Product: hydroxyacid oxidase 2
Exons: 7
Coding region: 1-1068 (355 amino acids)
Biological process (GO): fatty acid alpha-oxidation
Cellular component (GO): peroxisome
Molecular function (GO): oxidoreductase activity; FMN binding
Source: RefSeq, a predicted model, not a curated record
AUGGCUAUGGUGUGUCUUUCAGACUUUGAAGCUUAUGCUAAAAAGCAUCUACCCAAGAUUGCUUGGGAUUAUUUUGCAGCUGGAGCAGAUGACUGUAGCACCCGAGAUGAAAACAUCCUGGCAUAUAAAAGAAUUCGUUUCCGGCCACGUAUGCUGCGGGAUGUAUCCAUGAUGGACAUUAGGACUAAGCUCCUGGGGACUGAAAUCAGCUUUCCUGUAGGAAUCGCCCCUACUGGCUUCCAUCAGCUAGCAUGGCCUGAUGGAGAGAAAAGCACAGCCAGAGCGGCCACAGCGAUGAAUAUCUGUUACAUUGCCAGCACAUACUCCACCUGUACAUUGGAGGAGAUCGCUGCAGCUGCCCCUGGCGGCAUCCGGUGGUUCCAGCUCUAUAUCCACUGCAACAGGGCAGUUUCCCAGCAGCUGGUUCAACAGGCAGAGGCCUUGGGCUUCCAGGGCCUUGUCCUCACCGCAGAUCUGCCCUACACGGGCAAAAGACGUGAUGAUAUCCGCAAUGGUUUCCGCCUUCCUCCCCACAUGAAACUGAAGAACUUGGAAGGAGCCUUUGAGGGGGUUGACUGUUCCGAGUACGGACUGCCACCCAACAGCUUGGAUCCUUCGGUCACCUGGAAUGAUAUCUAUUGGUUGCGGAGCCUGACCCACCUGCCCAUCAUCAUCAAAGGCAUCUUGACGAAAGAAGAUGCAGAGCUGGCAGUGAGACAUGGGGUUCAGGGAAUUAUUGUGUCCAAUCAUGGUGGAAGGCAACUAGAUGGAGGACCUGCCACUAUUGAUGCUCUGGUUGAGGUUGUGGAGGCAGUACAAGGCAAAAUCGAAGUCUAUUUAGAUGGUGGAAUACGAAAAGGAAGUGAUGUCUUAAAAGCACUGGCACUGGGAGCAAAAUGUGUCUUUAUUGGAAGACCAGCUUUAUGGGGUUUGGCUUACAAGGGUGAAGAGGGGCUUCAAGAUGUGCUGCGGAUUUUGCAGGAUGAGUUUCGUUUGUCAAUGGCCUUAGCUGGCUGUGCCAGCAUCUCAGAGAUUGGUCGACACCUAGUUCAGUUCUCAAAGCUGUGA